UCGUUGACAUUUUCAGACGCCAUGUUUUAUUUCCGUAAUUGGUUUAAAAUAUUGUGUCAUAUUGUGCAAUUGUUGUGUCGAAAAAACAUUACUUCAACGCAAAGAAAAACUCUUACAAACUAAAGCUUGCAUUUAGCUUUGCUUGCAUCAAGAUAAUAAUAAAACAUGAAUAAUGCUAACGGGAGUGAAAAAUGGCGUCCGAUAACAAUAACUAAUGCUAGUAACAGAAUGAGGACAGGACGUUCCAUGCCAGAAUGGAUGUCGAAAAGCGGUAGAGGUGGUCCAGUGCCCCCUCCGCCGCCGUCGCCGCGUGAUGACAGCCGUUUCAACGGUAACGGAUUUUUACGCUUCCGGUCAGAUUCUCCGACCCCCCCUGAUCCAGAAUAUGAGGUCAUUGAAUGUCCUCCGUCCGCAACGCAAUACAUAAAUUCUGGACCGCCCCCUUUGCCUGCUAAAAAUCAUGAAAAUGGAGGUAGACGCGGUGAUGGAAGGCACUGCGAUUUGUGCGGCAAUAACGCAACCUGCGUCCGAUGUGAGCAGUGUGCCAAUCAGAUAUUUUGCUUAUCCUGCGAUGAAAUGUAUCACAGACAUCCUAAAAGACAAACUCAUAUCCGAAAGCCAACGGAGACAGUGUUUCGACCACCGUUGCCGCCAAAAGGUGAAUCGGCUGCUGCUCCUGUACCGCCUCCAAGAAGAAAUAAGCGUCCCGGUAGUUCCUUGUCAAGGCAUGCCCCUUCUAGUCCGCUGCUCGGCAGAAAAGACCAGGUUUCAUCGCAACAAAAUUCAACAACAAUAUUGGAUCGUAUGGGUUCACUGAAAAGAAUGAUAAGCAGCACUCCUAGACCAUUGCCGGCGACUCCUAGUGAUAGACAGCACUCUACAAAUUUGAGACAACCACCAGAGCCGCCUAAGCAAGCUCCAGGCGCGACAUUAGAUUCUAGGCUCAGUUCAUUACAAGAACGUUAUAGGCAGCACCAGGAAGCCAUGAGAAAUCUUACUCCAUCUAGAAGAGAGAGUACAGCUUCUAGACCAAGUGAAGCACCGAUUGCUCCGAAUGAAAAUUUCAAUGAUUGGGAUUCAUUAGGUGCGAACCGGAUGAGAUCCGGAAGCGUUUCUGGAUUAGAUCAAAAAAAUAUGAUGCACCCUACAAGUAGAGGCAACGUUUCGCCGCCGUUAAGCCAAAGUGGCGCAAGAUCCAGAACUGGAUCCAUUCGAGGAAUGAGUGCCUCUGUGCUCGAUUUGCAUCGUGCUGGAAUGGCUUCACCCGGAAUGCCACAUGUUCAUUCUGGAUUUACACAAAUGCAACAAGCCCAAUCUUUAGCCCAAUUAAAUUGUAUGGGCUGUCAACACGGCAUGUGGCCACAGCAACCGCAACAGUUAAGCGGAAGUAACUUAAGUUUGAAUAUGAUGCCUCAAGGUUACCAUCCAAUGGAAUAUCCGCAUGCUCCAAUGUGGAUGGGUCCUUGGGGACAACCUAUGUACCCAGGUUAUCCAAUGGGAAUGAUGCCUGGCAUGCCAAAUAAUGGUACAUUACCCCGUCGACGUUCUAGUUCACGCCCAGUUUCCCCAACAUUAAGUCUAAAAUCCCGUAAAUCGCACGUAUCACGCACCAGUAGACGUGCAGGACGCACCAACGUUGGGCCAGGAGGCAUGGUUUUGGCGGACGAUGAAGAAUCAGAUGAUGAACAGGAUGAACGUCUUUCCUAUCGCGGUUCUAGGCACAGGAGGGAGAGUUUUAGUUCUCGACGAAGACCGCGCGGCAAUAGUACGACGCAAAGCAGCUUCGAAGACGACAUCGAUGACGAAAUUCUUGAAAGAGAAUCAUUACGAUCGAGAAAUGCCAGAAAACAUGAUUCGGAAGACAUCCGUCAAACCCGACGGAAAGCUUCAGUCGCCAGUGAUGCAGCAAAAUCACAGCGAAAAAAUAAUACUCAAACUCGAAAAGUAGUCAGUUCGGCCAGUGAUAACGAGUCCGUGAGUCAAAAAGUCGAAGACGAUAUGACACCUCUAGGCCCGCCUCCUUCGCCACCAGAUCACGAUUGGGAAUGUGAGCACUGUACAUUUGUUAAUGAAGCAGGUGUAACAAUAUGUGGCGUAUGCUGCAAAACUCCAUCGGGAAAUCCGAAGCAGAAGAAACCAGACGACCUAUCUGAAAAUUUCGGAAAGCAGAUGAAGAUCACGAGCGCUGGCGAAGAUAGCAGCGAUGGCAAGAAGAAAGGGGAUUUUAAAGAAGAAAAGAUCGAGGAUGAAUCUCCAAGAUUGCAGCAUGUGCAAAAUAGUUUGUCUGAUGCUUAUGACAAUAGUCGCAUCAAAACUCAUAUUGAAAAAGCAGAUCGAAUAUCUACUAGCUGCGGUACAUCACCACCAAGAGAAAUAGUUGCAAAUACAUCUAAUAAAAUAGUAAAUGAUUUAGUUACUAGCGAUAAGUUAGAUUCCAAAACAGAAUCCAUAAUGAUACAACGAAAUGAUUACAAGAAAACAACAAGUACAGGAACUUCCCCUCCUCCUCAAAGUAUUUCUACACAGACGUAUGAUGAGUUACCAGCGCACACUGCUGCAAGAGAAAAAGAUGACGAUGAACAUAGGUCUUCUAGAACUCCUAGAGCUUUAAGAAGAUCUCAUUCUAUGCACAUGUCUAGAAGAUCUAGUCAGGCUCCUUCUCCGUUACAUAGAUCGUUAAGCAGGCAAUCCUUUUCUAGUGAUACACAGAGUUUACCAAAUACUCCUCCCAGAGAGUUAUCGCCUACUCGAUACGAUGAUGAGAUUUUGGCCAUAGCAGAAAGAGCAAUAGCCGCCAGAUAUCAAGAUCAUUCAUCCAGGAAUUAUAGAAGUAUCCUUGAUUUGAGAAAACCUGAACUGUAUAGGGAAAGAAAGUAUUCGUAUGCCGAUGGAUAUUCACGGAGUGACCGUUCAAGAAGAACUAGAGCUGAAUCACAACCUCCAGAUAGUAUAUUGGAAGACUUAAUUAAUAGAAGACGAGCUGAUGUCAUAAAAUCGCAAGGGAUGGAAUUAGUUCGGAUGUUACGAGAGGCCGAACAGAAUAAAUACACAGCGGAAGAAUUGCAAGCAGCCUUGGCUCAUUGUUCUGAUGGAUCUGAUCCAGUUGCUUGGUUAAAAGCUAAUUGGAGCAGCAUGAUUGAUACUGUUAGAACUUUGGCUACAAAUUACGGUCAUGAGCGACGUGAAAACACAGUUGGAACCAUUUCGGCAAAUGAGGCGAAGGAAGCUCUGAGGUUACACCGCGGAAAUGUGUGGGCUGCUGUAACUGAAUGCGUUGAACAAAGACAAAAAAAGUACGCCGAUCUAAUGUCGCGCGGUAAUUUCACUCGUGAAGAUAUAGUCACCUCAUUAACUGCUCAUCAUGGCGAUAUGGAUGCAGCACUUAUGGAACUAAAUAAAUCGCAGUUGAAGCCAUUUCUCAUGAGGAUCUGGGGUCCACCUGCUGGUAUCGAAAACGAUAGCGCUAACAGUCCCCCAAUGAUAGUUAAUAAUUUGGCUACUGAUGAAGCAAAUAUGUUGAAUAAAUUAGCAUUGGGAAAUUUCAAUGAAAGAACGGAAGAGCCGGGGCGAGCAUCUAUACAGAAAAAUGUUGAAUCAAAUUCAAAGUCUCUAAAGGAUUUCAUCAGUGAAUAUGCAGAUAAGGAAAUGCUCGCCUCGGAAGCCGCUAUAGAUUCGGCGCGUGCGGUGAGUAACGCACCUAACAUAAUCUCCGAAAGCGUUGCAAAAUCUCAAAAUAAUGCAUCAGAACAAGGUGAGUUACGAAAUUUCGAAAUUUUACAAAAAUUUGAUCAAGAAGAUGCUAGUACAAAAACUCUGCCAAACAUUCUUGAUGAUCUGCAGGCAUCCCUGUUCGCCAUUGAAGCUAACCAAUCUUACAAAUCCGAUAAUGUUUUAAAACCACAAGAAAAUAUCGUGUCGCAAAUAUCUCAAAAAGAUACAAAUUUAUUGAAUACACAAGAAAAUAAAGACAACAAACAUCAAAAUUUAAUUAAAGAACAAUUAAAUGAUUCAAUUGAAAAUCAAGAAAAUGAAGAGAAAAUCUUAGAAAUUAAUAAUAGCAAUUUAGAAAAUAUGGUUACUGAUACAAAUAAUUUAGACACUAGCAGUUCUAUUCAGAAUGAAAUUGAAAUUGAAAAUAAGCCUUUCCAAGAGAAGAUGUCUAACGGUUCAGAAAAGACUCAAGUUCAAGUUCCAAUUCAGUUAGAUAAAGAAAUGACCUUAGAUGUUAAUAAACGCAGCAAUCCAGACGUUCAAAGUGAAAUUGAUGUAAGUAAUAACCAAAAUCUUGUUAAUAAGGGUAACAUUAAUUUGGAUAGCAUUCCAAUAAAAACAAAUGAUGAUGAUGAUAAAUUAGUUGAAGUUGGUACUUCAACAUUACUAACUGACAACGGUUUGAGCGCUGUUUCUGAUAAUUCUACUGUACAAUUAAAAUCACAAUCUACAGAUAAAUUAGCAUCAAGUACUUCUAAUAAUAUAAUAAAUACCACAAAGAAACGUAAUAAGAAAAAAGGUAAAUCUAAAGAAAAUAACUCCGCAAUAUCACAACCACCCUCUAAUAAUAAACAUCCAAUAGAAAAUACUGAAACGGAAUUAAUUUCUAAUAAUAGACACCCAAUAGAAAAUACUGAAAUUCAGCAAAUUGUUUCUCCUAUCUUAACAACUGAGAACGAAAAUUAUAAUGAAAAUCUUAGAAACAAAAAUCAAUCAGAAAAUGUAGUUUUGAAUAAAAGCUCUAUUAAUACUGUUCAGAAUAAUGAUGAUACCCAAAAAAUUGAAGAUGAUAAUAUAAUAAAAGAUGAAAUUCAAGAAAUUCAAAAUACAAUUGAACAAGUGGAGGAAACACCAAAAUUGCUGAAUGCUGAUUCAACUUUGGAAAAAACGAAUGUAAAUGUAGGUUUAAAUAAAGAAACAUCUCAAGCUAUACCAUCCGGAACAGAAUCAAAAAAUAAUAUGGUUACCUCAUCUAAUACUGACCAAAUCAAAGCUACGAAUAGUUCAAGCAACUUCCCAAAAAAAGCAUUCAGAUCAAAAUCUAAAAUUCCCAUUAAGAGAACAUCUUCAAUUCCUAAAACUAAAGUCUAUAAGGGUAAUAUUAAUCAGCCAUUAAUAUCAGAUAAUAGCAGUCAAUUGAAUUCGAAUCCUAGUCCAAUUUCAAAACUAGAACCUGAUCAUACUAUCGACAAAUCACCACUAACAACAGAAAUUAAAAUUGACAAUAUUGUCGAAAAGGCGCAGAAUAAAUCGGAAAUCUUAGAUAAUCAGCAAAUUAAUCAAGUGAACAUUACGCAAUCCGAAGAUAAUGAUCAAAGUAAUGAAGUGAACAUUGCUCAACCCGAAGAUAAUGAUAAUUUGCAAAGUCCCCAAGAAAUAAAGAAAGAAAGUUCUAGAUCUAGUAUCAAAAUUAUCGAAGUGAUUGUAUCUAACACUUCUGAAGAUUCGGAAGGGGAGCUUUAUAGUGGAUCCGACUCCGAAGAAGAUUAUGAAGAAGAAAAUGAAAAUGCUAAUACAAAAAAUGAAGAAAAUAAAAAAAUCAAAGAAAAAUCAGUUGAAAAUUUACAAAUAAAUACCGAAUCAGGUUAUAGAGACAUAGUUCCCAGUCCUCUAUCUAAUAAACAGCAAAAUCUUUCAAAGAUUGUAGAAGAUACGCAAAAGAUAAUAAAGCAAAUGAAAGAUGAAAUAACCUCAGAUAUGGCAAGCUAUGUAUCAGAGGGUGAACGUAACUCGGAAGGGAGCUAUGAAAGCACGGAAUAUUCAGGAAGUGAGUGGUCAAAUGAAAGUGGUUCUGAAAUUUUUAGCAGUCUGGAAGAAGGUGAAGAAGAGUAUGAUCCUGAAGAAGAAAGUUAUACAGACGAUGGAGAAGAAGAAACCGGAGAAGAAGAAGAAGAAAGCGAAAACCAAACUGAUCGAACAGAACAAAACAGUGACGAAGAAUUCAGCGAAGCAAUCGAGCAUUUAGAUGCAGAACCUGGUCAAAUUUACGAACCUUCUAUAAACGAAAAUGUAAUGCAAUCAAAUUCCACAGAACAAAAUCUAGCGGAUUCUUCUCCAAAAAAUAACAAAGUUGUUGAAACAUUGGAUUCUAAUACUGUAUUAAUUAGCGAUAUAAAAUUUGAAUUCAAUCCAGGAGACGGAAGUAAUGAAAAAAAGUCAAAUUCUGAUGCCGAUACUUCGACCCAAGUUAUUGCAAGUAGUAAAAAUACUAACAUGCAUGACAAUGGUCAUAAUAAAUCAGUUGAAGAAAACGUAGUCCCAGAAUUAAUUCUACAAGAAAAUAAACAAGUUUCUAAAAUAACUUCUUCACAAACAGUCGAUCAAAUAGUGCAAAAUAUCGAUGACACUGUAGCUGAAAUGAAACAGAAUAUAGAUGAAUUUCAAAAUAAUGAUAAAGAUAAUAUAAAUGUUAAUGAAACUGAUCAAGUUGAAAAUAUCGUACAAAAUAUCGAGGAAACUGUUGCUGAAAUGAAACAAAAUAUUGACGAAUUUCCAAAUAAUGUAGUGAAUGCCGAAAAUACAAGUGAUGAAUUUUUACUUAUUUUGAACAAUCAACAGCAACCAACAAAUUCAUUAAUUACAGACAAUGAGGAAUCCAAAACGGCACCUCAAAAACAGACUGAAAAUCUUAGAAAUAAAAGUAAAUCUAUAAAUGGUACAACUUCUAACAUAAAAAGACUGCAACAAGGCCUGUUGAAUAAAGCAAACAGCAUUCCAAAGACUGCAAAUAAUGCACAAAAUAAUAAAGCUACAAAUAUACCAAAGAAAAUAGACACGAAGAACAGUAUUGUUAAGAAUAGUCCGCCGUCAUUAGGGUCUGUAAAGCAAGAUAUUAAGCCUUCCGUAAAAUCAUUCAAAGGUCCUACAACAGUCGUCAAGGAUGAUCCUGCCAAAACAGUUGUCGCUAUAAAUAAUGACUCUGGGUCAUCAAAUCAAACAUCAUCAACUAUCAAAGAUGGUUCUAGCAAAUCUCCUACAAAUGUAUCGAAUGCAGACAAUAAAAAGAAAAAUAAUUAUUUUCGAGAAUCGUGUUUUAGCGAUGAAGAUAUUUUAGAUGACGAGCCAUUACCUAAACCUUCGCCAAAGACACAAAGUCAAACAAACACUGUUCCUUCUAAAAUAGAUAACAAUAAUGAGGAAGAGAAAUGGAAAAGCAUAUUAGAAACAGCUCAAAUUAUCAUUAAUAGCGAACCCACGGAGCGUCAGGCAAGAAGGUUCUUGGCGGAAGGGCUCGUUCGAAGUUAUUCAGAAGCUGAACUUGCCGUUACCCUGAUUGACCUGAAAUUCGACCCUGAGUCGGCCUUGUACGCCUCAAGGGAAUGUGGGACUUUGGAUGCUGCUAUAGCUUUUCUCCAACAGGAGUGCGAACUCUGCACCGGAAAAUAUCCUAUGCACCAGAUGGUUUCAAUGCUGCGUUGUGUCCAUAGAUGUUGUAAGGAAUGUGCCAAAAAUUACUUCACGAUACAAAUUACUGACAGAGCGAUCACAGAUUGCACAUGCCCAUUUUGCAAGGACCCAGAUCUUACCAACACCGAUGAAGAUGAUAUAUUAGAUUAUUUUUCACAUUUAGACAUAUUGCUAAAAAGUAUAUUGGAUACCGAAGUUCAUGAAUUAUUUCAAAGGAAACUAAGAGACAGAACUUUGAUGCAAGAUCCUAACUUCAAAUGGUGUGUUAAGUGUUCUUCUGGAUUUUUUGCUCAUCCGCGUCAUAAAAGGCUAAUUUGCCCAGAUUGCAGAUCAGUUACUUGUGCACAAUGUAGAAGACCUUGGGAGAAACAACACGAAGGAAUCACCUGUGAAAAAUUUGCGGAAUGGAAGGAAGCUAAUGACCCAGAUGUGCAAGCCGAAGGUGUGGCGAGGCACUUGCGGGAUCAUGGCAUCGAUUGUCCCAAAUGCAAAUUUAGAUAUGCCUUGUCCAGAGGAGGUUGUAUGCAUUUUACAUGCAGCCAGUGUAAAUAUGAGUUUUGCUGUGGCUGUGGAAAACCGUUUACUAUGGGAGCAAAAUGUGGAGUUUCGGCCUAUUGCGGAAAAUUGGGUUUGCACGCCCAUCAUCCGAGGAAUUGUCUGUUCUAUCUUCGAGAUAAAGAACCCCAUGAGCUUCAGAGGCUUCUAAAGAUAAACAACAUACCAUACGAUGUAGAGCCACCACCUGCUAAGGAGCAGCCAAAAGAUGAAGAUGGAGCAGUAGGCGGCGUUGCAAAAAAUUCUUAUGGACCGGAUAAGUGUCAAGUUCAACUUCAAAAGGAAACACCAGGAGGUCUAGUUGAUUCUGUUUGUAAUGCUGAUGUUCUUCCUGGACAAGCUGGCUUGUGCAGGGGACAUUAUGUGGAGUAUCUGGUGUCUCGUGUGCGAGCGGCCAGCCUGGACCCGCUCGCGGCCAUGGAUUUGACCGAGUGCGUUCAGGAGUUGAGGAGGCGCGGCAUCGCGCUUCCCGAACGCGGCCCUUGGGACACAGACGACAUCUACCGCGGCAUGUGUCAAAAGAUUGUUUUGGAACAAAUUCCUCUAGAUUAGAUCGCAAGACAUCCAUUCUUGAAAAGGCGUAUUAAAAAACUUAUAAACAA
Messenger RNA from Ctenocephalides felis (cat flea), 8555 nucleotides. RefSeq lists its product as uncharacterized. Lineage: Eukaryota; Metazoa; Arthropoda; Insecta; Siphonaptera; Pulicidae. The coding region runs from base 166 to 8505 and encodes 2779 amino acids. Gene Ontology annotation, biological process: protein linear polyubiquitination. The transcript is spliced from 27 exons. Gene Ontology annotation, molecular function: K63-linked polyubiquitin modification-dependent protein binding; zinc ion binding; ubiquitin protein ligase activity. Gene Ontology annotation, cellular component: LUBAC complex. The record is from RefSeq and is a predicted model, not a curated record.